Molecule: messenger RNA, 2639 nt
Organism: Orcinus orca (killer whale)
Lineage: Eukaryota; Metazoa; Chordata; Mammalia; Artiodactyla; Delphinidae
Gene: TRIM8
Product: tripartite motif containing 8
Exons: 6
Coding region: 1-1656 (551 amino acids)
Source: RefSeq, a predicted model, not a curated record
AUGGCGGAGAAUUGGAAGAACUGCUUCGAGGAGGAGCUCAUCUGCCCCAUCUGCCUGCAUGUCUUCGUGGAGCCGGUGCAAUUGCCGUGCAAACACAACUUCUGUCGGGGCUGCAUUGGCGAGGCGUGGGCCAAGGACAGCGGCCUGGUGCGCUGCCCAGAGUGCAACCAGGCCUACAACCAGAAGCCGGGCCUGGAGAAGAACCUGAAGCUCACCAACAUCGUGGAGAAGUUCAACGCCCUGCACGUGGAGAAGCCGCCGGCGGCGCUGCACUGCGUGUUCUGCCGCCGUGGCCCCCCGCUGCCGGCGCAGAAGGUCUGCCUGCGCUGCGAGGCGCCCUGCUGCCAGUCCCACGUGCAGACGCACCUGCAGCAGCCCUCCACCGCCCGCGGGCACCUCCUGGUGGAGGCGGACGACGUGCGGGCCUGGAGCUGCCCGCAACACAACGCCUACCGCCUUUACCACUGCGAGGCCGAGCAGGUGGCCGUGUGCCAGUACUGCUGCUACUACAGCGGUGCGCAUCAGGGACACUCGGUGUGCGACGUGGAGAUCCGGAGGAAUGAGAUCCGGAAGAUGCUGAUGAAGCAGCAGGACCGGCUGGAGGAGCGAGAGCAGGACAUUGAGGACCAGCUGUACAAACUCGAGUCAGACAAGCGCCUGGUGGAGGAGAAGGUGAGCCAACUGAAGGAGGAAGUGCGGCUGCAAUACGAGAAGCUGCACCAGCUGUUGGAUGAGGACCUGCGGCAGACGGUGGAGGUCCUGGACAAGGCCCAGGCCAAGUUCUGCAGCGAGAACGCAGCGCAGGCGCUGCAUCUCGGGGAGCGCAUGCAGGAGGCCAAGAAGCUGCUGGGCUCCCUGCAGCUGCUCUUCGACAAGACGGAGGACGUCAGCUUCAUGAAGAACACCAAGUCUGUGAAAAUCCUAAUGGACAGGACCCAGACCUGUACAGGCAGCAGCCUUUCUCCCCCUAAGAUCGGCCACUUGAAUUCCAAGCUCUUCCUGAACGAGGUGGCCAAGAAGGAGAAGCAGCUACGGAAGAUGCUAGAAGGCCCCUUCAGCACACCGGUGCCCUUCCUGCAGAGCGUCCCCCUGUACCCUUGUGGUGUGAGCAGCUCUGGGGCGGAAAAGCGCAAGCACUCGACGGCCUUCCCUGAGGCCAGUUUCCUAGAGACGUCGUCGGGCCCCGUGGGCAGCCAGUAUGGGGCAGCGAGCACAGCCAGCGGCGAGGGCCAGUCAGGGCAGCCCCUGGGCCCCUGCAGCUCCACGCAGCACUUGGUGGCCCUGCCGGGCGGCGCCCAACCAGUGCACUCAAGUCCUGUGUUCCCCCCAUCGCAGUAUCCCAAUGGCUCCGCCGCCCAGCAGCCCAUGCUCCCCCAGUAUGGGGGCCGCAAGAUUCUCGUCUGUUCUGUGGACAACUGUUACUGUUCUUCCGUGGCCAACCAUGGCGGCCACCAGCCCUACCCCCGCUCCGGCCACUUCCCCUGGACAGUGCCCUCACAGGAGUACUCACAUGCGCUCCCGCCCACACCUUCCGUCCCCCAGUCCCUUCCCAGCCUGGCGGUCAGAGACUGGCUCGACGCCUCCCAGCAGCCUGGCCACCAGGAUUUCUACAGGGUGUAUGGGCAGCCGUCCACCAAACACUACGUGACGAGCUAACGCUACGCGGGCGGUGGGGCGCUGGGGAAUCUCCCCGCCUCAGCCCCCAGUGGCUUGGGAAUGACGCAUCCAGAGACCUGCCCUUCUACCUUCCUGUCCUCCCUCCCUUCCUCCUUCAUUUCCCCAAGUCUUUUCCUUUUGGAUUUUGUUUUGUUUGGGGCUUGUUUUGAUUUUUUUUUUAUCACGAAUCUCCUGGACUCGGAGGUGACAGUGGGAGCUGGCCUGGGCCGGGGCUGCAGGUGGCUCUGGAGUUGGGAAAGCGUCUACCUCAAGGCGCUGAGCUCUCUCUCUCUCUGUCUCUCCUUUUUUCUUCCACUCCUUCCCCUACCCACCCCCGUGGCUGGAAGGAGCCUCAGCUUCCCCUAAAGCCUUGGGGGUAGGGGCAGUUUCCAACUCUCCUCAGCCAGCCCUGGGAGGAGGGACCAGUGUCCACUGGCCUGCUUCUCCUCUUGUUUUUCUUUUGGGCAGUUUGAUCACUGACUAAAUAAGGAAAGACCUGUAGAUUGUGGGGCUUUUUUUUUUUUUUUAAUUUUUUUUAAAACCAAGAAUGAUUUCUCCUGCUUCCUUCUCACCAUCCUCCCAGACGGAGUUCAAAGGCCACUUCUCAAGCAGCAUUUGGCACCUUCAGCCUCAGAAUGGAAUCUUAAAGACAGGAACCCCCAUGUCCAGGAAAGGGGAGAGGAACCUUGCCAAUGAUAGUGACCACAGCAAAAGCAAAUAAUAAUAAUAUUAAUAAUAAUAAAGAGAAAUAAAAGAAAUAAUAAAAUAAAAAACCAUAGCACAGCCCUUGUUGAGGUCAGCGGGAGAGGAGGGGCUGCCCGGAGUUGGGUCCUUGCCUGGAUUUUGACACAGCGACUUCCUGUAGUGAGCACUUUGUAUGAAUCGUGGACUUCCUGUUCUCAAGGCGCAGGUAUUUAUUCUGUAAUCUGUCUAGAGCACACACCGAAAUCCAACCUUCUAAUAAACAUAAUGGCGCAGUCCCA